Molecule: messenger RNA, 813 nt
Organism: Rana temporaria (common frog)
Lineage: Eukaryota; Metazoa; Chordata; Amphibia; Anura; Ranidae
Gene: LSM7
Product: LSM7 homolog, U6 small nuclear RNA and mRNA degradation associated
Exons: 4
Coding region: 195-506 (103 amino acids)
Biological process (GO): nuclear-transcribed mRNA catabolic process; mRNA splicing, via spliceosome
Cellular component (GO): catalytic step 2 spliceosome; U6 snRNP; U2-type prespliceosome
Molecular function (GO): RNA binding
Source: RefSeq, a predicted model, not a curated record
GUUUUAUACAGACGUAGACGCGUUGCCAGUUUUGCGGAGGGUUACAGAAACCGUUUUUUAGAUUUUUGUCCUGCGGAAAGAGAGUGAAGACGGGGUGAGGAAUAACAGUUGUGUGGGAAGUGGAAUCGUUUGGUCACCCCCCAUGAAAGGGUAAAAGUGGCAGAGCCCUGGUCAGGAGGUAAAGGCGCGGAAAGAUGGCGGACAAGGAAAAGAAGAAAAAGGAAAGCAUACUUGACCUAUCCAAAUACAUAGACAAGACUAUUCGAGUGAAAUUUCAGGGUGGCAGAGAAGCAAGUGGAGUUCUCAAAGGAUUUGAUCCUCUAUUGAACCUUGUAUUGGAUGGGACCAUAGAGUAUAUGAGAGAUCCAGAUGAUCAGUACAAGCUAACAGAGGACACACGACAACUUGGACUUGUUGUUUGCAGAGGGACAUCUGUGGUUCUUAUAUGCCCACAAGAUGGCAUGGAGGCUAUUCCAAACCCUUUUGUUCAACAGCAAGACGGUUAAUGUUUCUACAAAGAAAACACACCCAGAUUCUAUUGGGAUGCAGCAUACUUCAAGUUGAAGACUUUUUUUUGUUUUGUUUUUAAGAUUAUAAAAAAAAAAAAUUUUUUUUUUGUGGUGGCAAAUAUGAGCCAUGUACAGCAAGUCAGGACUUUGCUCUGUAAGUUAAAUAUACUUUUGUUUUAGUCACGCUUUAUUUUAUAGUGAUUCACAAUUCUUGUGGUCAUGUUGUGUGUGUUUUAUUUUGUUCUGUUUCAAUCAAUUUUUAUUAAAACAUUUUCCAAGUUACAAUAAAACACAUUAAAACAAA